Messenger RNA from Exophiala aquamarina CBS 119918, 1050 nucleotides. RefSeq lists its product as uncharacterized. The record is from RefSeq and is a predicted model, not a curated record. Lineage: Eukaryota; Fungi; Ascomycota; Eurotiomycetes; Chaetothyriales; Herpotrichiellaceae. Gene Ontology annotation, molecular function: membrane insertase activity. Gene Ontology annotation, cellular component: mitochondrial inner membrane. Bases 1 to 1050 code for a protein of 349 amino acids. Gene Ontology annotation, biological process: protein insertion into mitochondrial inner membrane from matrix; mitochondrial respiratory chain complex IV assembly. The transcript has a single exon.
AUGUCAAGCUCUCACUUUUCCCGCUUUUGCGUGCGAUUUACAGCCAAUAGAUCAUAUUUGCAUAACCUGAAGCCGAACCCUCACAUCCGUAACUUUCACCCUUCGAGAUCAAACUACCUCUUGCCCGAACUCCUGCAGCUUUCUCAUGCUGCCUUCCAAGGAGUCCACGACUUGACGGGUCUGUCUUGGGUCUAUUCCAUCCCUCUGACCGCAGCCCUCUUCAGAGCUUCAUGGAUACCAGUCCAGUGCAUCAUCGCUCGAAAUCGGCGACGACGUCUUCUCGUCAGUCAACCUCUACUUGCCUGGCGCCAGAUUUACCGAAAGUCAGUUCCACGUCCACCAGGUCCCCCAACAGAUGAAGAUGCAGCAAAAGCAAAUGAAUGGGUCAAACAGAAACUGGGGAUGCGUCAAUUAUCAUUGCGGAGAGACCUUCCCUACAUGAAUCUCAAGUGGGAAUUCAUCCUUCCCUUGACGUUCUUGCCCAUAUGGUUCCUGAACGCGGAAACCAUCAGGAGGAUGAGCGGUGACACGAGGACCGCCUUGGCCUGGAUAGGAGGACGAGGCCACGUCGACGACUCGCCCGAGUCGGUUUUGGUCCCCCUUGAGCCUGGGUUUGAACUCGAGAGUAUGGCAUGGACCUCUGAUCUGGUCUCCUCUGAUCCAUUCCUCAUUCUUCCUGGAAUUUUUCUGUUUCUGUCUGUCUGGAAUGCCAGAAUCGCCGUGGGUAAAGCGCCAGAUACAAAUGUCCAAAACGACCUCCGGAGAACGGUUGCUGGACGGUUAUCACUCGAGCUGCCCCAGGCUAUCCAGACCAUCGCGUUUGUGUUUCCCUUAAUAUUGAUGUGGCAAGGAAUCCCAUCGGCGGUGAUAUUGUAUUUGAUUGGAUCUGCGGCCACAAUGAUAGUACAAAGGCCUCUCAUAAAUCGCUUGAUGGGUGAGACUAAGGUCAUCAAGCCCCUGAAUGCCAGAUUACCGGAGGAAAUAUCUAUCCUGGGCACCUCCAAACCGAAAAGACGGCCCUUGCCAAACGGGAUGAAAAAGCUUUUGUAG